Chelmon rostratus (copperband butterflyfish) is the source of this 2366-nucleotide messenger RNA. RefSeq names its product protein regulator of cytokinesis 1b (gene prc1b). Gene Ontology annotation, biological process: mitotic spindle midzone assembly; microtubule cytoskeleton organization. Lineage: Eukaryota; Metazoa; Chordata; Actinopteri; Chaetodontiformes; Chaetodontidae. Gene Ontology annotation, cellular component: cytoplasm; spindle; mitotic spindle midzone. Gene Ontology annotation, molecular function: microtubule binding. Bases 111 to 1949 code for a protein of 612 amino acids. The transcript has 15 exons. The record is from RefSeq and is a predicted model, not a curated record.
CAAACGGACUGAACUGAGAGCUGCCAGAGAGGCGACGCUCCGCUUGUCUAACAAGUUUUGAUCGUUUAUACUUUUAUACCAACACACGCAACAGAGUCUGGACAUCAACGAUGAGAAGGAGCGAGGUGCUCGCAGCCGAGUCGGUGUCGUGCCUGAAUAAAGCGCUGUGCCAUCUGAAGGACAUUUGGGAGGAAAUCGGAAUCCCAGAGGACCAGAGACUACAGCGAACUAAUGUUGUCAAGGACCACAUCAAGAGCUUACUAGAUAUGAUGAUCAAAGAAGAGGAAUCCCUGAGAAAGAGGCUCAUAAACAGCAUUCAAACAUGCAGGACAGAAAUGGAGAAACUCUACCUGGAACUUCAGCUGCCUGUGUUUGAGGAGGAGAACGGUAUCAGCAUGCUCCAGCAAGAGAAGAACAUCCGCACUCAGCUGGAGGCUCUGAUGAAGGAGAAGACUCGGCGGAUGCAGCAGCUGAAGGCUCUGGUGGACCAGGACCAGGACCUGUGCGACAUCCUGUGCUCCAUGCCUUACGGCAUCUCUCCAGACUCCGUGCCCUCACUGGAGCAGCUGGAGAACUUCUGCCAGCACAUCGCUAACCAGAACGCAGAGAAGGCCAAGCGGUAUGCUGAGUUCAUGGACCUCAAGCGGCAGAUCAUCUUGUACAUGGAAGAGCUGGACCACGCCCCCGAGACCAGCUUCGAGAAGGACGUCGUCUGUGAGGACGAGGACUCUUUUUGCCUCUCCAGAGACAAUAUUACAUCACUCAAACUGCUCGUUUGUCAGCUGGAGGAACGCAAGGCGGAGAAUGAGGCGAUAUGUGAGAGUCACAGAGAGAAGAUCCAGCAGCUGUGGAACAGACUGCAGGUGCCCCAGCAGGAGAGAGAGGCCUUCAACGACCACAUGGUCACAUCCAAGAAGAGGAACCUGGAAGCGCUACAAGCUGAAGUUCAGCGUCUGGAGGAGCUUAAACUGCUAAACAUCUGCAACGUCACCGACGCCAUCCGCUCUGAGAUUGCUGUGUUUUGGGAAAAGUGCUUCUUCAGCACUGACCAGCGGCAGGCGUUCACACCAUAUUUUAGCGUGGAUUUUACUGAAGAGCUGCUGAGUCUGCACGAUGCUGAGAUCCAGCGCUUGAAGCAGCAUUAUGAGGAUCACAAGGAGCUUUUCGAUGGAGUUCACCAAUGGGAAGAAAGCUGGAGCCUCUUCCUGGAGCUGGAGAAAAAAGCCACAGAUCCGACAAGAUUCACUAACAGAGGAGGGAAUCUUCUGAAAGAGGAGAAACAGAGGUCUGAGCUGCAUAAAAGUCUGCCCAAGCUUGAAAAGCAAUUAAAAGCCCAGAUUGAUGUGUGGGAAGGUGAACAGGGUCGUGAGUUUCUUGUCAACAACCAGAGGUUUCUGCAGUAUGUGGAGGAACGAUGGGAGCUGCACCGAAUAGAGAAAGAGAAGGAGAAGCAAGAAAGGCAUCUCAAGAAGAGCAAACAGACGGAGGAGGACAUGCUGUACGGGACAGCAGUGCGGACGCCCACCAAACGCAGAUUCCUCGGCAGCGCUACGCCAAAUAAAUCCAGAAAGUUUAACGCGACCUCCAGCAUUUUUAGCGCCACCUCUAACAGCACCAUGCGCUCUGUCUAUGGUGGAACUAUCUGUCGCUCACCUGUGCCCCGCCCACCUCUCUCAGCGAACAAGACUCCAGCAGCACGGACGCCAGGCAGCGGGAAGCCCCCCCACCCACGGCUGCAGGGCUGUAACAAAGAGAAUGAGGCUCAGCUGAAGGGGACUCCCCUGAGUGGUGCGUUGCUGACCCCUGCUAGUCCACAGCGUAACUUCAGCAUGGCCUCUGUUGCCAGCACAUAUUCAGAGUUUGUGAGGGACUUGGUCAACACUGAAUCUGUUCAGUCAAGCGAGACCUGUCCAAGACCUCUAACUCCAAGAUCCAGCACGGCAUCCUGAACUCCACCACCACCAACCUGUGACCUCUGCACCCUGAUGGUAAAUGCAUCAGCUGUCAUACCGAAGUCCUUCCAACAAAGUCCUGAUCUCACUACCUUUCUCUGCUCUCUCCUUUUAUAUGUAAAUGAAGGUAAUAAUAUAUUAAGUGUUACGUCGGCGAUAAACAAGGAAUCUGUUGUCAGUUGCUGAGUCUGUCGUCUUCAGCGUUGCUGGAAAAAUCUGUAAGAAGAAAAAAAAAGUUUGUACCCUGAGUUAGACUGACACUACGUUGGCUCUACAUUUUUGCCAGUUAUUGAGAUGUAAUAAAUGUGUGCUGCAUCUUGUGCUGCACAUUUUUUAAAAGAGAAAUAAAAGAAAGUUUAGUUUUCUAAAGUUAUGCAAUCUGGGGUUACAGGCCAAAUGUAUUAUAUGAGUACU